CAUAGCAAGGCCCAUGACAGACACCAGGGCCCAGGAAAAAGUAUACAAGUAAUAUAACUCAUACAAUAUGAGUUAUAUUACUUAUAUAAUUCAUUAGUUUAUUUGUAUUUAAAAGUAUAUUAUAUAAUUAAUAUAUGAUUCGCAUGCAAUCAAGGGUGAAAUUGUAUUUUUUGGUCUGCCAAAGUGCAUAAGUACAGAACCAUGCACAUAGAAAACACAGCCUGAACCACACUCUGGCUGCAUAAGCCUCAACCAAUACAAACAUAACUGAUAAACUAUACAAGCAAACCAAUCAACACAAAUGGUUUACAUCCCGAAGAAUCAUGAAGUGCAUCAGCCAUAAGACCCGCCUAACAAACCACGACAAUAACACAUAAGUGCAUCAGUUCAAACCCAAAAAACCAAAAACAAACAUCUCUCCAGAAUCAUGACGGCAACACAGACCCACCUCUAAACCCCAUUACAACCAAACAACAGCUCAAACCCAAAAAGUCUCACAUCACCCCUCAAGAACACAUCCACCUACUCCUAACAAUAGUCCUAUGCAUAAUUAAGAGAAUGAAUCUUGCAUCAUUUAUACAUUUUUAAUUCUUCCAUGUGGUGUGCUUCAUACUUAAUAUUUACCAACCAAACUGAGAGUAGCUAUUCAUAAUUUAAAUCACGAGCCUUUGUCUUACAUUAAUUGAUUUGUGACCUAAAAUUGGAGGUAGUUAACUAAUUGUACUUUUGACAUAAAUUUAUCCCAACUAUAUAUGGUCCCUACUUAAAACAAAAAUGCAUAUGAUAUAAUUACCUGCAGUUUAAAUUUAUAAUAAACCGAAUCUAGGUAAAUAUUAUAUACAUGUAUACAUAGAGCAACUAAUGUAUAUAUAACUACAAACAGCAGUCAGCAGAUAGCAACUCUUCUAACAGAAAUGGCAGCCAUCAAUUUCUUCCUUAUUUGUAGUCUGGUUUUCUACACUUGUAAUGCCUCUGCAACAUUUUCUUCUUCUCCUUUACCGAAAUUUCCUGCCAUUCUCGUCUUUGGUGAUUCUGUGGUGGACACCGGCAAUAACAACUAUAUUAAGACAUGGGUGAAGGCUAAUUAUCCUCCCUAUGGUCAAGAUUAUUCAGACCAUCUUCCUACAGGAAGGUUUUCAAAUGGGAAACUCCUUCCUGACAUGCUUGCUUCUAUUCUAGGGAUCAAAGAUUCUGUUCCACCUUUCUUGGAUCCAACGCUGUCGGAGAACGACCUCAUCACUGGUGUUAAUUUUGCUUCAGCUGGCUCAGGUUUUGAUGAUUUAACAAGUGCAAUUCCCAACGUUGUCUCAUUCUCUACGCAGAUUCAGUUAUUUAAGGAGUAUAUAGAGAGGCUUAAGGGCAUUGCUGGAGAAGUAAAGGCCAUGGAGAUCACUAAUAGUGCUCUGGUGAUUAUAAAUGCUGGAACAAACGACUGGGUUAACUUUUAUGACAUUCCUACACGAAAGUUGCACUUCAAUGCAAGUGAGUACCAAGAUUUUGAGCUCAGUAAGUUACACGGCUUUAUUAAGGAAUUAUAUAAAAGUGGGUGUCGUGCCAUGAUUAUAAGUGGGCUUCCUCCAAUUGGUUGCUUACCAGUGCAGAGGACUCCAAGUGUUGAGAAACCAGAGGGAGAGAGGCAUUGUUUGGAGGAUCAGAAUAGAGAUUGUGAAGCUUAUAACCAAAAGCUUGUGAAGCUCUUACCUGAAAUACAGGCAACUCUUCCUGGGACUAAAAUUGGCUAUAAUGAUGUUUACGAGAUAUUUGUGGACAUAAUCAUCCAUCACCAAAAAUAUGGUUUUGAGGAAACGACAAAAGGGUGUUGCGCAAGUGGGUCACUUCAUGCAUCACAGUUUUGUGAUACGACAACUCCAACAUGUGAAAAUCCUUCAAAGUUCGUAUUCUGGGAUAUGAUUCAUCCAACUCAGACAGCCUACGAGUACUUAGUUGCACAAGUUGUGAACACUCUUCUUCCCAACUUCUUAUAGAAUUUUAAAUACCAUUAUAAGUGAAAGCACGAAAGAAAUAAAAGGGGACAUGAAAUGAUUAUCUUGUAUUAUGACAAUGUUAAAUUUAAUUAAUAAGCUAUUGAAAGUUAAAUAAACUAAGAAUUUUAAUAAAUAAUUAAUUAGUCCUCAAAUUCUAAGUAUA
Messenger RNA from Manihot esculenta (cassava), 2148 nucleotides. Its product is annotated as GDSL esterase/lipase At1g06990. Gene Ontology annotation, biological process: lipid metabolic process. The transcript has 3 exons. Bases 915 to 1985 code for a protein of 356 amino acids. NCBI's taxonomy places the organism in Eukaryota, Viridiplantae, Streptophyta, Magnoliopsida, Malpighiales, Euphorbiaceae. Gene Ontology annotation, molecular function: lipase activity. The record is from RefSeq and is a predicted model, not a curated record.